Messenger RNA from Tachysurus vachellii, 1944 nucleotides. RefSeq names its product adenylate kinase 1 (gene ak1). Lineage: Eukaryota; Metazoa; Chordata; Actinopteri; Siluriformes; Bagridae. Gene Ontology annotation, molecular function: nucleoside diphosphate kinase activity; AMP kinase activity; ATP binding. Gene Ontology annotation, biological process: nucleoside triphosphate biosynthetic process; ATP metabolic process. Bases 257 to 841 code for a protein of 194 amino acids. The transcript has 7 exons. The record is from RefSeq and is a predicted model, not a curated record. Gene Ontology annotation, cellular component: cytoplasm; cytosol.
UUAUUUCCCAGCAUUCUUUGCAAGAGGCUGAGCAGCUCUAUAUAAAGGCGCAAGAGGGAAAAGGAGGGGUGCGGUGCAGCAGGGAGACUCGCCGGGACAGACGGAGAGAGAGAGAGAGAGAGCGAGAGAGAGAGAGAGAGAGAGAGAGAGAGAGAGAGAGAGAGAGAGAGAGAGAGAGAGAGGUGGAACGCUGAGACGCCACACAUACAUACACACAUAACCAGGAGCGAGGAAAAUCCAAACAUAAGACAUCACAAUGGCAGAUAAAAUUAAGAAUGCGAAGAUCAUCUUUGUCGUGGGGGGCCCCGGCUCUGGAAAGGGCACUCAGUGUGAGAAGGUGGUGGAGAAAUACGGCUACACUCACCUGUCCUCAGGAGACCUGCUGCGUGCCGAGGUGGCGUCCGGCUCUGAGAGGGGCAAACAGCUCCAGGCCAUAAUGCAGAAAGGAGAGCUGGUGCCUCUGGACACAGUUCUGGACAUGAUCAAGGAUGCCAUGAUCGCCAAGGCUGACGUGUCCAAGGGCUUCCUGAUUGAUGGAUAUCCUCGUGAGGUCCAGCAGGGGGAGGAGUUUGAGAAGAAGAUCGGUGCUCCUUCUCUGCUGCUGUACAUCAACGCAAAGCCUGAGACGAUGGUGAAGAGGCUGAUGAAGCGUGGAGAGACCAGCGGCCGUGCCGACGACAACGAGGAAACCAUCAAGAAGCGUCUGGAUCUUUAUUACAAAGCUACCGAGCCGGUCAUCGCCUUCUACGAGAGCCGUGGCAUCGUCAGGAAGAUUGACUCGGAGCUCGCUGUGGACGAUGUGUUUAAACAAGUUUGCCAGGCGAUCGAUAACCUGAAGUAAAGAAAAGCUGAUCAGAUGAACUUUGCACAUUUGUCUGGGUCUUUAUUCUGUAGUUGUUGUUUUUUUUUUUUCUUUCUUUUUUUUUUUUCUCAAACACCUCGAGGCGAUGCUCAAAAAAACAAAGAGAAAUCCACAGUAAAGCCAGCGGGACGCUGCCUGCCCGGUUUCGCCUUAAUGAAUAGUUCAUGCCGUUGUCACUGGAGACCACAUCAGCACUUUCUCUCACUCUGAACAGCAUUUGUAUUCAGAACACUUUACGCCUGUUUAUUCCUCACGUACAGUUGUCAAGGGCUUCUGCUGUGUUGUGUCUUGUGUUGUGUAGUUUAGCUCUGACCUCUGACAGACCGCACCACAUGUCCACACCCAGAGAUAAACAGAGCUACACUUCCUGAUUUAUAAGUACAACAAACUAAUGUUAACAUUCACAUUGAUUAGUCCUUAAAAGAAAAAAUAUCUUCCAACCUGCUAAAAGAACAUUAAACAUCUAUUUUAAAACCGCUGAACAAUGUAGACACAACAAUAUAUUAAUAUUGUAUUAUUUUUAUAGCUACAAUGCUAUAUUUUAGCUAACUAGUAUAGAAGAUUAUAGGCUCCUAUUUAGCAUUGGGCUAACGGUGCAUGUGAAUAUUAUGGAUGCCUUUUUAAAAAAGGUAGAAAAGAAAAAAGUCAUAAAUAUCUCAAAAUUUUUAAUUAUCUCUAAAAAUUCAGAUUUAUUGCACUCAUUACACUUUUCCACAUUAUCUUAAAACUCAAGAAUACAACAUUUUAACAUCAGCUCAGACGACAUCCGUGGCUCCGUGAUAACAUUUGUUCCUAAAAAAAAUUAACAAAUAAAUGAAAAAACUGUAUUAAAAAUAAAAAAAUACUAAAUUCUGCUUCCUGUGUGGUUUUCAUAGCAUAAUCAUUGGAUGUGUCCCAGAAUCGCUCGGCUCCUGUUAGCUCGGUUAGCGAGUGAAGAGGAAAUAUUUCUGACACAUAGAUUCGUUUUUUUUUCUCUAAUUUACACAUUGUUGAUGUUACAGAAUUUAUUUCCAGAAUCAGAAUCAGAAUGUUUUUGUAUGUUUACCGUCAUAUCACUGUGCCAUUAAACUGGUUUUAAAUCA